CACACCUACUAGGAUUUGUUUGCAUUUGAGCCACGCCUGCAGACUUGCAUCUUUUUGAAGUCAUAUCAUGGAUUUAGAGGGAUUAACUAAUGAAAGUUCCAAGAAAGGAUGUGAUACAAAGGAUUUAAUCUCAGUUGUGAAUGAGCUCAGCCCAUUUUACCAAGGCCCCAAAGAAGAUUUGAAGUUUUUGGAGACUUUCCUGCAUUCCAGCGAGUUUCAGCAAUUAAUGAAAAUACACAGCAAAGUGCAAGAUGUUCCACCAAGGGAUAAACCAAACCAAUCGCUCACAAUACUUCAUAUGGUACUGUAUGACUUGGAAGAGACUUAUUCAAGUGAUGCUGUGUGUGCAGAAUUAUACAAAUGUUUAAACUCAGUUCAUGUGCAUUCAGCAAUUAUGGCUUAUGAUAAAAUCUUAAACAAAGACUAUGCUCCGAUUCCUAUACAUCCAGGUGAUUAUAAGAAGCAGGAAGAGAAAGAUCCAAUAAUAACCGUGAGAGUAGACAAGGAGGAUAAUGAGCCAUUGGGUAUAACAGUGAAAUCAGAUUCAAAUGAUAACGUGAUAAUAUCUCGUAUCAUUCAUGGGAAAGUUGCUGAUCGUUGUGGUAUUCUUAGAGUUGGAGAUAUUAUACAUGAAAUUAAUGGAUACAGUGUUUAUGGAAAGACCAUUGAUGAUAUUGCUGAUGAAAUGUCAAAACUGAGUGGAACAAUAGUAUUUAAAAUAUCGUCUCCACAAGAAUAUCGUUUGCCACAAGUAAGGCAUCAGCCUGUGACUUAUGUGAAAGCGUUAUUCUCUUAUAAUCCUGAUACUGAUGCUGAUUUACCCUGUGCUGAAGCUGGGCUGCUCUUUAAUAAAGGAGACAUCCUUGCAAUUUUAAACAAAGACGAUCCUCACUGGUGGCAGGCUAAAGUUUAUGACACGGCAAAAGUAGGAUUAAUACCGAGCACUAAAACAAGAGAAAGGUUUGAGUACAGGAGUACUUUAACGAUGAAAGAUACUGAUAAACGUAUCAAAAGAAGAAAGCCCACUGAAGUUGAGUAUUCACCACUCAAUUGUGAAAUUCAAGGUGGUCAUGAAUUAGCAACAUAUGAGGAAGUUGUGAAAAUGAAACCGUUAACAUUACACCCUCGUCCUUUGAUACUAAUUGCUCCUACUUGCCAUCCUUUCUCAAUGAGUGAAGUCAAAUUCAAACUGAUACAAAGUGAUCGUGAUAAAUAUGGACAAGCAAUCAUGAGUACCACACGUCCACCAAAAGAAAAUGAAAUAAAUGGAAGACAUUAUCAUUUUGUACAAAAAGAGGAAUUCUUAAGGUCUCUUCAAUCAAAACAGAUGCUUGAUCACAUGGAAUAUGCUGGGCAACACAUUGGUCUCUCUAUCAACACUAUCAGGACAGUGAUGACAUCAGGGAAAACCUGUGUACUAACAUUAUCUCCCAAGACUUUAAAAAUAGUACAUUACAUUGCUGAGCUAAAACCGUAUGUUAUAUUCUUUGCUGCACCAAGAAGAUCAAAUGCUUGGCUUAAUGUUGGAUUAGUGCAAGAGCAAAAAGACAUUAAGAGAGCACAGCAAGAAUCGGAUGAGAUGGAAGCUAGAUACGGUCAAUACUUUGACAAGACAAUUGAAUACGUAAAUGUAGAGCAAGCCUUCAUUGCAACCCAAAGGACAGUGGCAGAAGAAUUGCUCUCAAAACCACAAUGGGUACCCUCUGUGUGGUCAGCUUGACUAUUGUACAAAAUACUCAAAACAGUUAAUAACAUAAAAUGAUAAAAGUGAUUAAUUAUUUAAUGUCCAACUUUGAUAUAUCUAUUAAAUGUC
Molecule: messenger RNA, 1813 nt
Organism: Amphimedon queenslandica
Lineage: Eukaryota; Metazoa; Porifera; Demospongiae; Haplosclerida; Niphatidae
Product: MAGUK p55 subfamily member 6-like
Exons: 13
Coding region: 68-1720 (550 amino acids)
Molecular function (GO): protein binding
Source: RefSeq, a predicted model, not a curated record